CUCCCUUAAGCGAAGUGCGCAGGCUCCGCCCGCCUUCGGGCUCAGAUUACGCCAAGCCGGCUACGUCGCGUGCCUUAGAGGUUCCUGAGGGGCCGCCAGGCCUUGUCCUACCUCAGUGGCCGAGGCGCCGCCGUCCACUCGGAAACUGGGCGCUGCAGCCGCGGUCCUGACCGCCGUGUUUGGCCAGAAUCCCGAGAGUGCCCAGAGAGAGUGAGACCCCUCGCCCGGCCCGGCCAGCCCGGGGCGUGAACCGAGCUGAGGGAGGAUGGCAUCCUCCGGGGUGGAGAAGAGCAGCAAGAAGAAGACAGAAAAGAAACUUGCUGCUCGAGAAGAAGCUAAACUGUUGGCGGGGUUCAUGGGCGUCAUGAAUAACAUGCGGAAACAGAAAACAUUGUGUGAUGUGAUCCUCAUGGUCCAGGAAAGAAAGAUACCUGCUCAUCGUGUUGUUCUUGCUGCAGCUAGUCAUUUUUUUAACUUAAUGUUCACAACUAACAUGCUUGAAUCAAAGUCUUUUGAAGUAGAACUCAAAGAUGCUGAACCUGACAUUAUUGAACAACUUGUGGAAUUUGCUUAUACUGCUAGAAUUUCCGUGAAUAGCAACAAUGUUCAGUCUUUGUUAGAUGCAGCAAACCAGUAUCAGAUUGAACCUGUGAAGAAAAUGUGUGUUGAUUUUUUGAAAGAACAAGUUGAUGCUUCAAACUGUCUUGGUAUAAGUGUGCUAGCAGAGUGUCUGGACUGUCCUGAAUUGAAAGCAACUGCAGAUGACUUUAUUCAUCAGCAUUUUACUGAAGUUUACAAAACUGAUGAAUUUCUACAACUUGAUGUCAAGCGAGUGACACAUCUUCUCAACCAGGACACUCUGACUGUGAGAGCAGAAGAUCAGGUUUAUGAUGCUGCAGUCAGGUGGUUGAAAUACGAUGAACCUAAUCGCCAGCCAUUUAUGGUUGAUAUCCUUGCUAAAGUCAGGUUUCCUCUUAUAUCAAAGAAUUUCUUAAGUAAAACGGUACAAGCUGAACCACUUAUUCAAGACAAUCCUGAGUGCCUUAAGAUGGUGAUAAGUGGAAUGAGGUACCAUCUACUGUCUCCAGAGGAUAGAGAAGAACUUGUAGAUGGCACAAGGCCUAGAAGAAAGAAACAUGACUACCGCAUAGCCCUAUUUGGAGGCUCCCAACCACAGUCUUGUAGAUAUUUCAACCCAAAGGAUUAUAGCUGGACAGACAUCCGCUGCCCCUUUGAAAAGCGAAGAGAUGCAGCAUGUGUGUUUUGGGACAAUGUAGUAUACAUUUUGGGUGGCUCUCAGCUUUUCCCCAUAAAACGAAUGGACUGCUAUAAUGUAGUGAAGGAUAGCUGGUAUUCCAAACUGGGCCCUCCAACACCUCGAGACAGCCUUGCUGCUUGUGCUGCAGAAGGCAAAAUUUAUACAUCUGGAGGUUCAGAAGUAGGAAACUCAGCUCUGUAUUUAUUUGAGUGCUACGAUACCAGAACUGAAAGUUGGCACACAAAGCCUAGCAUGCUGACUCAGCGCUGCAGCCACGGGAUGGUGGAAGCCAAUGGCUUGAUCUAUGUUUGUGGUGGAAGUUUAGGGAACAAUGUUUCUGGGAGAGUGCUUAAUUCCUGUGAAGUUUAUGAUCCUGCCACAGAAACAUGGACUGAGCUGUGUCCAAUGAUUGAGGCCAGGAAGAAUCAUGGGCUGGUAUUUGUAAAAGACAAGAUAUUUGCUGUGGGUGGUCAAAAUGGUUUGGGUGGUCUGGACAAUGUGGAAUAUUACGAUAUUAAAUUGAAUGAAUGGAAGAUGGUGUCACCAAUGCCAUGGAAGGGUGUCACAGUGAAGUGUGCAGCAGUUGGUUCUAUAGUUUAUGUCUUGGCUGGUUUUCAAGGUGUGGGUCGAUUAGGACACAUUCUCGAGUAUAAUACUGAAACAGACAAAUGGGUCGCCAAUUCCAAAGUCCGUGCUUUUCCAGUCACAAGUUGUUUAAUUUGUGUUGUUGAUACUUGUGGAGCAAAUGAAGAGACCCUUGAAACAUGAAAAAUGAGUGGACUUUAAGACUCAUUAGACUCAAAAAAAAAAAUAUGGCCACCAGUGCUUUGUUCCAAGAGUUUGGUUACAAAGUUUUGGUUUGGUGUUUUGUUAAAGAAAGUUUCAAGUGAAGUAAGGUCCCUGUCAAAUGUUUCAUUUAUAUGGAUUUCCUUACUUAAUUCAAAGACCAUAUUUUAGCUGGCCAUAUAACCAAGAACAUAUCUAGCAAGAAAACUUGAAAAAUUAUAGGCAUUUGGUGAAAAUAUGAAUUUCACGUUUGUAACUAUAAUUUUGGCAGAGUGGGGAAUUGGCUCAUCAGUGAAGCAGGCUCAUCUUAGCUCUAGAUUCUAUUUUCAUACAUCACAGAAGUGCUGUGUAGUUAGGUCUGUUUGUUUCUGUUCAAUCAAGAACUAAGAAAUAGUAUGAAUUGUAAGUCAAAAUGGGCAACUCUGAUGGAGCAGCUUAGUCUCACAUAGUUUUGCUUGUCUUCAUUUGUUUCAUUUAGUGCCAAAUGUAUUCCAUUUUAAUAGCAAGCCAGAGUGAGUCAAGGCAUACACACUCCAUAAAACUUUAUAAACAGAUUUUGGGACUUAAUCUGUCCAACUCCUCACGAAAUAUAUUCAGUCAAUUAAAUAUGUUCCAUCUUUUUAACAUGCAAUGUUAAGCUUAGCACCCAUCAUUAACUUAUGUCACUAUUUUACCCAGUGGUUAAAAAAGGAUUCCACUUCUUUAAUCCUCACUCUUACAAAAAAUCCAAUCAUAAGAAUGAUUAACUAGAAAAAUAAAGCUAUUUGUAGCAAAUUUCUAGAUCAUUAGAAAAGCACUGCUAGUUGUACCGCAUUAUCAGGGUUGACUUUGAACUUCUUAUGGAUUAAAAAGAUACAUGACUUCUUUUCUCUUAGCAGAAUAUAUCAGAGAUAUUUAACCCAGUUGUCUCUAAAUAGUUUUGGAGUAAUAUGAGUUAAAUAGAUAUCAUCUUCUAUUCAUUGUUUUUAUGUGGUCAAUAAACCUUUUGCAAACCCAAGUACUCAUUUCUUUCCUAGCAAUGUUUUGCCCUUUUCACUAUGUAUGGAAUGAGCCAUGUAAAGCCGUCACCAUCGAUGUUUUUAUCUGAUGAUAUUAAAUAUUUUUUAACUUAAAA
Molecule: messenger RNA, 3158 nt
Organism: Microcebus murinus (gray mouse lemur)
Lineage: Eukaryota; Metazoa; Chordata; Mammalia; Primates; Cheirogaleidae
Gene: KLHL7
Product: kelch like family member 7
Biological process (GO): protein ubiquitination
Cellular component (GO): Cul3-RING ubiquitin ligase complex
Molecular function (GO): protein binding
Source: RefSeq, a predicted model, not a curated record